Messenger RNA from Tachysurus vachellii, 2830 nucleotides. RefSeq lists its product as uncharacterized. The transcript has 3 exons. Gene Ontology annotation, molecular function: GTP binding. Lineage: Eukaryota; Metazoa; Chordata; Actinopteri; Siluriformes; Bagridae. Bases 147 to 2408 code for a protein of 753 amino acids. The record is from RefSeq and is a predicted model, not a curated record.
UUCGAUGAAUUGAUUCGUUCGUGAACGACACAUAAACACACUGUAGUGAGGAAGUGAAAGUGUUUCUGAACAACUCGACGUUCACAAAAGAACAAAAGUUUGGUCUGAAAUAUAACCUUAGACGUAAACAGGUCUUCUACAGUCUGAUGAAGAUGAGCCACAUCAGUAAGAUGUCACCACCACAGUUUAAUUUCAUCUUGUUGGGAAAAUCAGGUUCAGGUAAAAGUGCAUCAGGAAACACCAUAUUAGGACAAAGAGCUUUCACCUCACAGAAAAGUCAAACCUCUGUCACUAAACAUGUUCAGAUGGAACACUGUACAGUUUCUGGUCUCCCAGUUACUGUUUACGACACUCCAGGGUUCUGUAACACUGAGCUGAGUGAUGAUCAGGUCAUACAGGAAUGUCAGAAGGCCUUCAGCUCAUGUGAGUCAGAAUCAGACGUCUGUACAUAUCUACUGGUCAUCAGGGCAGAUAGAUUUACUGAGGAAGAUCUGAAAGCUGUGCAGAAAACCGAGCUUCUGUUAGGACCACAGCGUCUGGAAAAGACCUGGAUCCUCUUCACUGGAGGAGAUGAACUAGAGGAAGAGGAACAGACCAUAGAGAAUUUCAUCAUUAAUACAGAAUCUCUGAUGGAGCUGAUGAAGAGAUACAGUUACAGACACCACGUCUUCAACAACAAUAUAAAAAGUGACCAAGCUAAAGACCUUCUGAACAUAGUUGUCAAGAAAUUUUUUAAAUCUGCAUCACAUCUGCAGAGAAAAAAACCACAGACCACCAGCAGCAGUUCUGACCUGAGGAUUGUGCUGUUAGGGAAAACUGGAUGGGGGAAGAGCUCUACAGGAAACACCAUCCUGGGAGAGGAGAAAUUCAGAUCUAAAUUCAGCAUGAACUCUAUCACCAGCAAGAGUGAAGCUCAUCAUGGCCAUGUUGAGGACAGGAACGUGUGUGUGAUUGAUACUCCAGGUCUCUUAGACACAUCUGUUGAUCCUGUAAAAACAGCUUGUGAGAUAGGGAGGAGUAUCUAUUUGUCCAGUCCAGGACCUCACACUCUCCUCAUUGUUCUGCCACUGAAUAUUAGGUACACAGAACAGGAAAAACACAUUAUUCAGCUAAUUGAAAACUUAUUUGGAGAUGAAGUGAGGAAAUAUGCAAUGGUUCUCUUCACCCAUGGAGACCAGUUAGAUGGAGAAAAUGUAGAGACACUCAUUAAAGAGAACAAGACUUUAAGUGACCUUGUCCAGCAGUGUGGAGGUGGAUAUCAUGUCUUUAAUAAUAAAGAGCUGACAAACAGAGAGCAGGUCAGUGAGCUACUGCAGAAGAUAGACAGGAUGGUGGAGAAGAACGGAGGAACCUGUUACUCCAAUGAGAUGUUUGAGGAAGCAGCCAGACUCAGACAGGAGGAGGAGAAGAGGGUGAGGAGAGAGGAAGAGGAAGUAAAACAAAGAGUGGAGGAGGAAAUAAAACAGAGAGUGGAGGAGGAAAUAAUACAGAGAGCAGAAGAGGAAAUAAAACAGAGAGUGGAAGAGGAAAUAAAAAAAGAAAACAGAAAGAAAACAGCAGAAAUAAAACAGAGAGUGGAAGAGGAAAUAAAACAGAGAGUGGAAGAGGAAAUAAAACAGAGAGUGGAAGAGGAAAUAAAACAGAGAGUGGAAGAGGAAAUAAAACAGAAAGUGCAACAGGAAAUAAAACAGAAAGUGGAAGAGGAAAAAGAGGCAAAUAGCUCAUUUUUGAAGAAUUUUUAUGUGAAAUAUCAUAAAUGGAUUCUUGCAGCUCUUGUUGGUGUUGUUUGUGCUGGUGUUGGUGCUGUUGCUGUUUAUUGUGCUGGUGUUGCUGGUGCUACUGCUGGUGCUACUGCUGGUGCUGGUGUUGUUGCUGCUGGUGCUGGUGCUGGUGUUGCUGGUGCUGGUGUUGCUGCUGCUGGUGCUGGUGCUACUGCUACUGCUGGUGUUGCUGCUGCUGGUGCUGGUGUUGCUGCUGGUGGUGCUGUUGUUGUUGCUGCUGGUGCUGGUGCUACUGCUGGUGCUGUUGCUGUUGCUGCUGCUGGUGCUACUGCUGGUGCUGUUGUUGCUGCUGGUGCUACUGCUGGUGCUGUUGUUGCUGCUGGUGCUACUGCUGGUGCUGUUGUUGCUGCUGGUGCUGGUGCUACUGCUGGUGCUGUUGUUGCUGCUGGUGCUGGUGCUACUGCUGGUGCUGUUGCUGCUGCUGGUGUUGCUGCUGGUGUUGGUGUUGCUGGUGCUGGUGUUGCUGCUGCUGGUGCUGGUGCUACUGCUGGUGUUGCUGCUGCUGGUGUUGCCUCUGCUGGUGCUGGUGUUGCUGCUGCUGCUGGUGUUGGUGCUGCUGUUGGUGCUGGUGUUUGUGCUAUAGUCGAAGGUGUAAAUUAUUUGUGUGAUUCUAAAAAUAAAAAGUAGAUGAUCUGAAAUAAGACUUGUGAUUAGAAUGAACACCAGACCUGGUUACUCUGUCUGAAUUAUUCUCUCAUAUUAAAUCAGAUUUCAUUUAGAUUGUUAUACUGAAUUUUACAAAUCCUGUCUAAAUCACCUAUAACCUAAAAUGUAUAAUCCUGUGUACUGUAAUAAAAUGUGUUAGUGAACACUGUAGAGUUCAUAUAUAUAGUCUUUAUAUAAUCAGUGAGAAAAAUAAUAAUAAUAGGUGUUUAUGUGUGAGUAGAAUCUAUAUUGUGUUUCUUUUCCUCAGCUGUGCAGUGGCAGGUUUACGGCCAGUGUACAGAAUAGAAUCAUUUUAAAUCUGUAUCUUAAUAAAUGUGUCAAGUCUCUCAACAUGAUGUGUACUAAUGAUGUGUGCACUAAUAAAACAUUACUGUCAGUAGUAA